UUGAAGUUGAAAGGAAGCAAGCACCGAUAUUCCAUGAAACAAGGAUUAAUAUUCUAAACCUUCUCAUUGCCUCUCUGGAGUGUAAACCACCCAAUCUUGCUCUGUAUCUUCUUGGUUAUGAAUUCAGGAAGCCUGUCAGCACUACAAAUCUGCAAGAUCCAGGUGUAUUGGGUUGCCCUCGCACAUGCCUUCAUGCUAUUUUGAACAUAUUAGAGAAUGGUACUGGAACAAGAUCUGAUCCCACAGCAGUUCGGGAAUCUCCACAUCUAGCAGAAUUGUGUUAUCAGGUGAUCUAUCAGUUAUGUGCAUGCUCAGACACAUCAGGACCAACAAUGAGAUAUUUGAGAACUAGCCAGGAUUUCCUAUUCUCUCAAUUGCAGCACUUGCCUUUUUGUGUCAAAGAACAUGAGAUUCCUGCCUUGAAUCAGAUGUCAUGGUUAAUGAAAACUGCAUCUAUAGAAUUGCGAGUUACAUCACUGAACCGCCAGCGUUCUCACACACAGAGACUGUUGCAGCUCCUUCUCGAUGAUGUCCCAGUUAGAUCUUACUUAGCUGAUGGUGAAGGAGGGAUAGAAGAUGAUAGUCGUUCUGUCACUGGAUUCCUUCACUUUGACACUGCUUCCAAGGUGCAUAGGAAAAUCUUGAGCAUCCUUGAUUCAAUUGACUUCAGUCAAGAGAUCCCAGAGCCUUUGCAACUAGAUUUUUUUGACCGUGCUCAAAUAGAGGAGGUCAUUGCUAACUGUGAGAAUAGGACUGCACAUGGACCAAUUAUCUGCAAUGUGAAGCAUCUUCACAAAGUUCUGAUUGCUGAAGUUAAUGCCUUGCAAGGAAUGGCAGCCCUUGGACAGAGACCUUUACUUAUGGAGGAAAUCAAUACAAUUCUUCAGUAUGUUGUGGAAAGGAACAAGCUUCUUCAGUGUCUGUAUGCAAAGAAACAUGCUCUGGAGUCCUGGAGGCAGCUGGUUGAAAUCAUAUUAACUGCCUGCCCACAGGACCUCAUACAAUCUGAAGACAGGCAGCUUAUUAUCCGUGAUCUAUUGCAAGAUUUACAUGAUAAGAUUUUAAAUGAAGAUGCAGCUCAAGAAUUAAUGCCUGUUGUGGCAGGAGCCGUGUUCACUUUGACUGCUCACCUAAGCCAAUCUGUACGAACAGAACAAAAGGAGCCAUUUUCUAUUCCUAUGCCUGGACAUUCCCAAUUUGUCCUAAUGUUGGAUGGUUCUUUUGCUACAUCACCUGCUUCCGAAGACUUGGCAGUGGGAUUUGCCUCCAUUGGAGACUCUUCUUUACAUAUCAUAUUGAAAAAAAUUCUGGAUUUUAUUCUGAAGACCGGUGGUGGAUUCCAGCGAGUGAGGACACACCUGUAUGGAUCAUUGCUUUAUUAUUUGCAGAUUGCUCAACGACCAGAUGAACCAGAUACCCUAGAAGCAGCCAAAAAGUCCAUGUGGGAGUGUUUAACAGCUCCUGAAGAUGGUUUCAGUAAACUGCAGAGAGAAAACAUGGCUAUUAUUGAAAGCUAUGGUUCUGCCCUAAUGGAGGUAGUCUGCAGAGAUGCCUGUGAUGGACAUGAGAUAGGACGGAUGUUAGCACUAGCAUUACUGGACCGUAUCGUCUCUAUAGAUAAACAGCACCAGUGGUUAUUAUAUCUCUCCAACAGUGGCUACUUAAAAGUGCUUGUUGACAGCCUGGCGGAUGAUGAUCUCAAGUUGCAAAGUUUACUUAUACCACAGCCUCCUUUGCUUAAAGCGCUGUAUACCUAUGAGUCAAAAAUGGCCUUCCUGACCAAAGUAGCAAAAAUACAGCAAGGAGCACUAGAGUUAUUGAGAUCUGGAGUAAUAGUGAAACUUGCACAGUUUCAGGUAUAUGAUAUGCGGCCAGAAAUAGAUCAACAAGGAAUAUUUGGAAUGCGAGACCCUCCAGUCUUCAUUCCUGCUCCUGUGGAGCGUUACCACCAGAUUCUUUUGCCUGCUCUCCAGCUUUGCCAAAUCAUCCUUACUUCUAGCAUGGCACAACAUGCUCAGGCUGCCAGACAGGUUUUGCAGUUCCUAAUAUCCCAUUCAGAUGCUGUCCAAGCAAUCUUGCGGUGUCAAGAAGUUAGUGUGGGAGCCUUGCAAGAAUUGGCAUUACUAACUGGAAUAAUCAGCAAAGCUGCUUUACCAGGUGUGCUGGGUGACUUUGACCUUGAUUUCAAUGAAGGAAUGCAGAUUGAAUUACAAGGACAUAUAGGGCGAUUUCAGCGCCAAUGCUUAGGCCUACUCACACGGUUUGGUAGUUCAGAGAGACUGCGCCAAUUCAAGUUGCAAGAUGAUCACACAGAUGCGGAUAGAGUGAACAAGAGAGAUGAUCUUGAACUAGCCAUGCAACAGAUCUGUGCCAAUGUGAUGGAAUAUUGCCAGCUGCUUAUGCUACAGUGUGCCCCUACUUUUGAACAUACAGUUUGCCUAUUCACUCCCAGCCUCUCUGAGUCCACCAAUCGAGAAGGACCUCGACAGGAUACACAAGCACCAGUGAUUCCAUAUUGGCGAUUGCCUGGUCUGGGUAUUAUUGUCUAUCUCUUAAAACAAAGCGCUAAUGACUUCUUCAGUUACUAUGAUAGUCAUCAUCAGAAUGUUAGCAAGUUGCAAAAUGUGGAACAGCUACCACCAGAAGAGAUAAAAGAGUUGUGCCAGUCUGUUAUUCUAGCUGGAGUAGACAAAAUUUCUACAACCCAAAAGUAUAUUUUAGCAAAGCGGCGUUUAGUGAAGCUGAUCAACAAUCGAGCCAAACUGCUUUCUCUGUGUUGUUAUAUUAUAGAAACCUGUCUUUUUAUUCUUUGGCGGCAUCUUGAACACUAUCUGCUACACUGUACGCCUGCAGAUUCCCAAGCUUCUCUUUUGGCUCCCAGGACUCAGUCAAGGAGCAGAAGAUUACAAGAAACGAACUUUGAUGUAGCAAGUGGAUCGAGCAGAAUAAGCCAACUUGAUAUAGAUCAGCUUCAGCUAGAGGCAACCAAUAAUUUUGGAGAAUCCCUUCAGAAGAAACUUCUAGAUAUAGAAGGACUGUAUUCUAAGGUGCGGUCACGCCAUACUUUUAUUCAAGCACUUGUUAGACGUAUCCGUGGCCUGCUAAGAAUACCAAGAGGAUGAAGAAUAAUGUUUGUUCAUUAUUGAUGUUUUUUGUACAAGUAACAUUUUAUAAAUUAUGGUGAAAUUAUUUUAAUACGUUUCAUUAAGAAUGAAUAAUUUGUCUGUGUUCCUGCCAUUCAUUAUUACCUAAGUCAAAAAAUAAACUUUUUUAAACAGUCA
Thamnophis sirtalis is the source of this 3281-nucleotide messenger RNA. The record is from RefSeq and is a predicted model, not a curated record. NCBI's taxonomy places the organism in Eukaryota, Metazoa, Chordata, Lepidosauria, Squamata, Natricidae.